Pimephales promelas (fathead minnow) is the source of this 3092-nucleotide messenger RNA. It is a transcript of the gene rnd3a, whose product is annotated as Rho family GTPase 3a. Lineage: Eukaryota; Metazoa; Chordata; Actinopteri; Cypriniformes; Leuciscidae. The record is from RefSeq and is a predicted model, not a curated record. Gene Ontology annotation, molecular function: GTPase activity; GTP binding. Gene Ontology annotation, biological process: small GTPase-mediated signal transduction.
AUACCCAAAAAGUGAGAGGGCUGUAAUUCAAGCAGUUGAUGUAUAUCCCUGCAAGAGAGUGAGUGUGUGUAGAGAGAGAGAGAGACCAGAACACGGACAGAGGGAAUCCGCACCUUUCCAAGAGUGAUUAUAGAAAGCUGUGCGUGUGUGCUCCUCCGCGGACUUGCGCGUAAAAACAAUCAAUGAAGGAGAGAAGAUCUAUUCAAAAACUGUCCCUUCAGCCCGGAAUGGAUCCGAGUCAGAGCCUCAAAUGUAAGAUCGUGGUCGUGGGGGACAGUCAGUGUGGGAAAACCGCUCUGCUCCACGUUUUUGCCAAGGACUGCUUCCCAGAGAAUUACGUGCCCACUGUGUUUGAGAAUUACACAGCAAGUUUUGAGAUUGACAAGCAGAGAAUAGAGCUCAGCCUGUGGGACACCUCAGGCUCCCCAUACUAUGACAACGUUAGACCACUCUCAUAUCCAGAUUCGGACGCCGUCAUCAUAUGUUUUGACAUCAGCAGGCCGGAGACCCUGGACAGUGUCCUAAAGAAGUGGAAAGGAGAGAUCCAGGAAUUCUGUCCCAACACAAAGAUGCUCCUCGUCGGAUGCAAGUCAGACCUUAGAACGGACCUCACGACUUUAGUGGAGCUGUCCAAUCACAGACAGACGCCGGUGUCCUACGAUCAGGGUUCAGCUAUGGCUAAGCAGAUCUCCGCACCUUAUAUCGAAUGCUCCGCAGUGCAGUCGGAGAACAGCGUGCGGGACAUUUUCCACGUUGCAACGUUGGCUUGUGUAAACAAGAACAACAAGAACAUCAAGCGCAACAAAUCGGCACGUGCCACCAAACGCAUCUCACAUAUGCCUAGUCGACCAGAUCUUACUGCCGUUGCAACAGACCUACGCAAAGACAAAGCAAAGAGUUGCACGGUCAUGUAGUGCAAGGUGUUUGGGGGGAAAGAUUCAUUCUGGGAAACGGUGAGGGUGAACUGUGGAAGCAAGAAAGGUUUGGAAUUCCUUCCAUAGACAAAGCAAAAGUGGAGAGUGGGAGUGUUUACUCGAUGUCCUCGAAGGUCUCUCCGGUUUGAGGGACGUAAACCCAUAGUACGGCCCCAACCACCUAAACUAAACUUAUCCACUCAGCAGGAGGAUGUCACCACCCUCUCGGCCAAUCGGAGGCCUUCCUUCCUGCUCCUGGAUGUGAAACUGCUUCCUCUCUGGAGGGUUCCUUCUGCUGCAGGAAAGAAAGGAGGAAGUAGAAUCACAUAACCAUUGAGUCCAGUGUUUCCGCUGAGCUUUGGUUCACAGCUAUUUUUAAAAGAUGCACAUUUCAGUUGGUCUUGCAGCGAAACGGCGAAGGGGAAGAUGACUUUCAUAAUGGCGAAAUUUGGAAAUUCAGAACUCUCGCUUCUUUCUUUUUGAGUCUGUACACUCACCGAGGAUAUGAAACGAGAGUGUAUCACUGUGGUUACGGAUAACUUCCUCCUCCGAUCCUUCUCGGCCUGUUUUUGUUUCUUCUGUAGACCAAGAGCACGAGUUUAUGUGUGUGUGUGCGUGGUUUUCGUUUUCUAAUGCUAAGCUCAGCUAAAUCCGUCACCAUGGAUACGCCGCUGGUAUAUUUCAACUCGCACUGUUUUCUGUAUAAGUCCUCAUAAUCACAUUACUGUUCAUUAGGAUUCAGAAAAAGAAAAACCAAAGAACUGGAAGGUUUUCAAGUCGGAUGAAUGUUUUGACGAUGUUUGACGUUCUGGAGUGCAUGAUGGAUGUGUGUUUGAGGGCUUUUGGUGGAUCAAUGAGAAUUUCUUUCAUGGUUCCGCUUUAUAUGGAAGCGCAAAUAUGAUGUUUGAGAAUUGACCCGAUCAUUUAGUUUUCAUUUGCAUUUGGUUUAUCCCUGAAGGGGCAUUCACAUUGACAGAGAUUUGCAGGAACAAGACAUCUGGAAGUCUUUAAUUUGCAAUGAGGGUUGGCGAUUUGUGUCCUCAUGAGCAAGAGAGACCGUUUACAAUUCAAUGCAGUUUUUUUGAGUUCAACUUCAUGCAAAUCUGAAACAAAAAUAAUGGCGAAAGGAUGUUAGCAGCAUGCUAAUUUAUUUUAGCAUUUCCUCUGAAAAUUACAGAAAUAUAAGACAAUUUUUGAACAUUUUUCUUGCUAAACUAGACAACCUCGUUAAAUCAGACAAAUCAACUACUAAUUGAUCAUUGUGUAGAAACCUAUACUAGAAACCAAUUGUAUACAGUAGCAAGUUGUCGAGAUCCAGUGAUUUAAUCUGGAUUUGUGAAUGCCUCAUAACAAAGGAUUGUUGAACAAGCACAUAAAUAGCUUUUUAUUGUUAAAGUCGCGUUAUCUGUAAAAUGUUACAUGAACAUUGUGCCUUUUAUGACAUUCUUUUGUUUAAGCACAAUUGUUCAAAUGUUAAAUAAACAAUCAAAUGUCAAAUUCAAGGUCAUAUUAAACCUGCGCUUCUAUCUGCCCUGCCCAAGAAAUAAAAUAAUGCUUUUCGAAGGGCAUGUUAAGAAAAAAAAUUCUCUCCUCUCUACUAAACUAUGCAGUCUGCUUCUGAACACACACGCGAGAGGAUUCAGAAAAAAAAAAAAAAAAAAAACGAUUUAUUAUUUUUCUUUCAAAACUAAAAUUUCGUGUGACUCGGUUUAUUGCCUUGGCGAGCCGUGGAAGAAUAUGCUUUCCACCGUUGUAGUGCUUAAAGUUUCUCAAAACAAAAAUCUUCAGAAGUUGGAAGCUAGCUGCAAAAUCUCAUUUGCUGCAUGUUUGUAGAUGCACUUUUUGUUUAAACUGGCGCAAAACAAACCUUUUUAUUUCAUUUGUCUUUGUUUUUAAUGGGCCAGAGAGAAAUUUCUGGACCGUGUCACAAAUUUGUUUUCACAUAGACAGUAUUACAAAUUUUGGUGUGUGUAAAUGUUGAGAAAUGUGUAGGUGCUUGUAAAAAAACAAAAACAAAAUAUUUCCUAAUGUAGAAUGUCUGUAAUUUUUUUUAAUGCCUUCUGUGUGUUGAGGUCCAUGUAUGUCUGUUUUGUUGAUGUUGCCAUAAUAUUUAUUGAAUUAUAUAUAUUUUUCCCCUUCUAAAUAAAUCCAAAAAUAAAAUGAAAAGGAUCUUUUUGA